AUGGUACCACUGAAAUUAAGUCCAGCCUUCUCAUUCGACACCCCAUGUGGCGUGACGAUGGAUGAUGUGGAACCUUCAUCCCCUCAGCCGUCGGUCGACCGACUGUCAGUUACUUUUGCCAUUGUUGAAGACAACAACGUGCAGGAUAAUCAGACGGUUGCUUCAAACGAAAAGAACGUCGUCGAUAUGCAAAGAAUAUCCAUAGCUGAGGAAGAGGCGGAUGAAGACGACUACUCUGCGUCAGCUUGCGCGAUUAUGCAGCGACGGAGUUCGAGUCGACGACAAAGCAGACGGAAACGGCGCCCCUCGUCGCCUUUUAGCGUGGAGGCUGAAGCUACCCUUCGUCGGAGGUCGUCUAUUUACACCAUCAGCUCUGGAGAAACCGCAAUCUCGAUGGAAGAAAGCGGAAGUCAGGAACAGAUAUUCGAGAAGUUGAAGAUGCACAAGGAAGUCCUCGGUGGAGUGAAGCAACAGCCAUGGCCUCUUCGUCGUAAGAUCAAACUGGUACGACAAGCGAAGUCGUACGUAAGGAAGCACGAAGGUGUUCUUCAGGAACGACUGGCUCAAACUCGAAGUACCAAAGAUGCCAUCGCGCGUAUCUCAUUGUUUGUUACAAAGAAAUGGCAAUACUGUCGAAGAGAGAUGGUAAACCUUCAAACAUGGUUAAUCCCAUGGGAGUUUCGAAUCAAGGAGAUCGAGUCUCAUUUUGGUUCCGCGGUGGCCUCGUAUUUCACAUUUCUUCGCUGGUUGUUCUGGAUCAAUCUCGUUAUGGCAGCCAUUCUUACAGCUUUUGUAGCGAUUCCAGAGAUGCUCACAGCAGAUCCUCUAGCAGCUGGAGAAAGAAAGAUCAUGCUCAGAGAAGAAAAAAUCAAAUCAAAGCACUUGUUAACUUUGUGGGAGUUUGAAGGAGUCUUAAAAUAUUCCCCAUUCUUCUAUGGCUGGUACACCAAUCAAGAUUCUAAAAGUGGCUACAGAUUGCCUUUGGCAUACUUUGUUACAAAUUUAGUGGUCUACAUAUAUAGCUUUGUCGCCAUACUGCGCAAAAUGGCUGAAAAUUCUCGGUUGAGCAAACUCACAGAGAAAGAGGACGAGUGUGUGUUCUCGUGGAAGCUUUUCACAGGAUGGGAUUUCAUGAUCGGUAAUACUGAAACUGCACAUAAUCGAAUGGCCAGCAUCGUCCUUGGGUUCAAAGAAGCUUUGUUGGAAGAAGCUGAAAAGGAGAAAGAUGAAAGGAAUUGGAAAGUUAUAACGAUGAGAAUCUUUGUAAACAUCUCAAUAAUUUCAUUAUUGGGAUUAUCAGCUUAUGCUGUGAUAAAAGUGGUUGCUAGAAGUGCUGAGGAACUUGAGCAAACCAAUUGGUGGAGACAAAACGAGAUUACCGUCGUGAUGUCUUUAAUUACGUACCUCUUUCCAUUAUUCUUUGAGAUACUGGGUCUGUUAGAGAGCUAUCAUCCGAGAAAGCAGCUACGUUUACAGCUUGCACGAAUAAUGGUGCUGAAUUUACUGAAUCUAUACUCCUUAAUUUUUGCACUGUUUGGAAGAAUAAAUUCAAUGAAACAAGACCUAAGGAAUCUUCAGCCAACAAUAAAGAAUUGUUCGUACAAGCCAAUAGUAUGCGACGAAGAAAACAUGACAAAAUCGCGACAAUUAGCAACAUUAGCUUCUCUAAGUUUAAUUAUGGUAACCGGUAAUGCUACUGGAAUGCAGAGUCGGAAUGAGAUCCCUAAAACAACACUGCCAUACUUCUCACUGAUGCCCAAUUUAUACCUGAAUCCAAUACUCGAUGAAAAAUCAUUGGAAGAGAUAUACAACGUUGGAGAUUAUCCUCCCUUAGAUUACACCUAUGACAAUUAUGAUGGGGAAGAAAUAAAAAUUAAUGAAUUCAAUGAAACGUCUUUUUCUACAGAAAAUACUACUCAAGUAUUUAAUCUUACCUCAGACAUGUUUCAACAAAAUGAUGCUUUCAACAUGACCACCACUUUUGUUAUCGAUAAUGAAUUCUUUUCUAAUGCAACUGAAGAAAUUAAUGAUACCUCUAUAACGAGUGUUCCUUUCAUUGAAACUUCUACAGCUUAUAAUGAAACAUCUGAGGCAUUUUAUGACACAGAUGAUACUAGCGACGAUACUCAUGAUUUUACUACAACUUCAUUCAUCAUGGAUACAACAUCAUCUACAACAGAAGUGAAUACAUUAGAUAAAUUGAUCACUGUGUCAGAUACAAGUACAGAAUCAUCAAUCAUAACAUCUAGUUACUCUGAACGAUUUACUGACGAUACUACUUAUAAAAUAACUACUAUUGAUAGCAGUUUAUCGUCAGUAAAUGAAAGGGUGAUUCCCCUCUCUGAAGAGAAUUAUGUUUUCAAGUGUUUCGAACAAGUUUGUACUACGACCACUCGGGAUACAGUUGCUUCAUCAAAAUUGUUGGAUUUGAAAACCCGGAAGAAACUUCGUCGUUUGUGUUGGGAGACAACAUUCGGUCAAGAAUUAGCCAAGCUUACAGUUAUGGAUUUGGUACUUUCUAUUCUAGCCACGCUUAGUAUAGAUUUUCUUCGCGCAGUUUUCGUUCGUUUUAUGAACAGUUUCUGGUGCUGGGAUCUUGAGAAACAGUUUCCUGAGUACGGAGAUUUCAAAAUAGCUGAGAAUAUACUUCACCUGGUGAAUAAUCAAGGAAUGAUUUGGAUGGGAAUGUUCUUCAGUCCUGGUUUAACAGUACUGAAUCUCUUUAAGCUUGGGAUUCUUAUGUAUUUGAGGUCUUGGGCUGUUCUGACCUGCAAUGUACCCCAUGAAGUGAUUUUUCGAGCAUCUAGGUCCAAUAAUUUUUACUUUGCCCUCUUAUUAACAAUGUUAUUUCUAUGUGUGUUACCUGUUGGCUAUGCAAUUGUGUGGGUGGAACCAUCCUGGCACUGUGGCCCUUUCUCUGGUUACAAUAAAAUGUAUCAUUUAGCAACCAAACAGCUCACUGAUUCCCUCCCGGGACCAAUUCAAAGAUGUCUCGAUUACAUUGCUUCACCUGGUAUUGUAAUUCCACUGAUUGUUUUAAUGACUCUCAUUAUUUAUUAUAUGGUAUCAUUAACUGGGUCGUUGAGAGAGGCUAAUAACGAUUUAAAGAUACAAUUACGUCACGAACGGACAGAAGAGCGACGUAAAUUGUUUAGGAUAGUUAAAAAGAGGGAGGAACUAACAGAUACGUCGUUUUUGAAAUGGAAAAAGAUGUUACCAGCCUUACCCAGAAAAGCAAUUAAAUCUGAAGUUUCCAAAGUUGUAGUGACCAUGGAAAACUCUGUCGAAGUGGACGUGGAAGAAAGGAAACGUUCAGCUUCAGAGGUAGUUGAAUCGACAGACAUAAAACAGGAUGUGGUACCACAGGAUCACGCGCAGAACUCAGUCUCUGAAAAUAAUACGAAUGAGAAAGGACCAGUCAGUAACAGGAUGGCAAAGUUUCUUCAUGAUUCUUGGGAAUCACAGACCAGUGAUCACGCCAUGAUACCAGAGAUUCGCAUAAACGAGGCAGGGGGAAAGUCAAUUUCUAAGGAAAAUAAUAAUGUAAAUCAUAAGAAGUAA
Molecule: messenger RNA, 3561 nt
Organism: Osmia bicornis bicornis
Lineage: Eukaryota; Metazoa; Arthropoda; Insecta; Hymenoptera; Megachilidae
Product: transmembrane channel-like protein
Exons: 18
Coding region: 1-3561 (1186 amino acids)
Cellular component (GO): plasma membrane
Molecular function (GO): mechanosensitive monoatomic ion channel activity
Source: RefSeq, a predicted model, not a curated record